GAAUGGAACAUCCUGAAAGUUUGGCUCUCGAAGUAGGCGAGCUGCCGACUGACUGAUAACAUAGCAGGGGGUAACUUCGGCUUCUUCAGUCACCAAGACAGCAGACGAUUCACUAGCAUAACAAAGCGCUUCCCCCUCGUUUUAUAUUCUUUACUCCAAAGCAAUGUUCAUUUUGACUUUCCCAAUUUGUUUUGAGGCAACACAAAACGCGGCUUGAAGUAGCAGGCUUCUGGUCUUUGGGAAUGCUUCCUCAGUCUGCCAGUGAAGAGCAGAGAGUGACGGCCCCUUCUGUCCAGCCACAUCUGAAGACAUGUUGUACUGGACUUUGUGUGACUGGAAAGUACUGCUGCUGAUUGUUCUGCUGUGGGACUGCCUCUGUGCCUUGGAACUGAAACCCACGCAAUGGCCACUGUAUUCACAAAAGCCUUUACUCCUUGUUUGGAAUGCCCCGACUGAGGACUGUGCCCCAAGGCAUGGUGUUCAUUUUCAGUUGGACCAGUUCCACAUUGUGGCCUCACCCAAUGAGGCGUUCGUUAGACAGAACCUAACCAUCUUCUACAAGGACCGUUUGGGCUUGUACCCCUACUUUGAGUCGGAUGGAACGCCAUUGAAUGGCGGGCUGCCACAGUUGGCCAGCCUCACACGGCACUUGGCGAAGAUGCCAGACAGUGUACAGAGGUACAUACGUGAGCCAGGGGCCAAGGGCCUGGCAGUUAUUGACUGGGAGGAGUGGCGCCCUCUCUGGAUACGUAACUGGGCAAACAAAGAUGUUUACCGUAGACAGUCUCGUGACUUAGUACGCCAGAAGAACCCAACAUGGCCGCCAGAGCAGGUGGCAAAAGUAGCCCAGCAGGAGUUUGAAAUAUCUGCCAGGAAGUUCAUGGUGGAGACGCUGAAGCAAGCCAAAAACCUGAGGCCCAACCAGCUGUGGGGGUUCUACCUGUUCCCUGACUGCUACAACCAUGACUACGUACGCACUCUGGAGAACUACACGGGGCGCUGUCCUGAUGUGGAGGUGGCUCGCAACGAGCAGCUGAAAUGGCUGUGGAUGGAGAGCACGGCCCUCUUCCCCUCAGUCUACAUGGGCACUGUGCUGCGGUCCUCAGCCUCUGGUCGCCAGUUUGUCCGGAACAGAGUGAAGGAGGGGAUGCGCCUGGCAUCAUCGGGCGAUGGGUUGGCUCGUCCUGUCUUUGUGUACACUCGGCCCACCUACACAAAUUCUUUGGAACAGCUGACAGAGUAUGACCUUGUCUCCACCAUCGGGGAGAGUGUGGCUUUGGGAGCCGCUGGAAUCAUCCUUUGGGGAGAUGCUGCUUACACAAGCAGCAAAACCAGCUGUUCAGACCUUGACACAUAUCUACGGGGUCCACUGAGUCAAUACCUCCUCAACGUCUCCACAGCAGCAGAGCUAUGCAGCCAGACUUUGUGUGGUUCUCACGGCCGCUGCCUGCGCAAAAAUCCAGACAGUGAUGUUUACUUGCACCUGAGCCCCCUCACCCACAGUAUCAUCAGGCAGAAUGGCAAACCGACAGUCACCGGCAAACUUGGAGAGGCCGAUGUGACCACUUUUCAGACCUGGUUCCAGUGCCAGUGCUACAGCGGCUUUCAGGGCUGCAAUCAGACAGAUCUUCUGCACCAGAAAGGGACGGCAGCUGGAACCAUGCCAUCAGCACUCCAAUGUGUGUUCUUACUGAUUAUUUCUCUGCUCCUCACCUAAUGCGCCAUCAGCCGUAGUAGUAGUAGACAGCCUUAUUUUGUAUGUCACAAUACAGGAGUACACAUGAUGACAGGUUGAAAGUUGUGGGAGGGAAGUUUUUUUUUUUCAUUUGCUGUAAAAUAUGGAUGAUAGAAAGUGAAAUUUUUUUUUUAAAGAAACACUGUGGAAUGAGCAAAGUUAUAUUUGUUUAUAACUUUUAAUCUUUAAUGGCUCGCUGGAAAUGAACUUGUUUACAUUUUGCUCUCAGUUUCCUCUCAGUCACUGUUUUCCAUGGUGUCAGAUUCCAUGUUUCCCAUGGAGAGCACGUUAUUUGGAGGAUAUUUGUUGAAUGAGUUGACAUUUGACAGUCGUUCUGUGGUGAAAGUGGAAUUGAUGCACUUAAAACUGGCAAUAGCACAAUAUGAUCUGAAGUGCCUGAUCUUUUUUUUCUUCUCAAUAUGACCUCAUUCAUUACCUUUUCAUGGAGGCAAUAAAGUGUUACUAUUUAUUUGAAUGUAUUUGUAGGUGUUUUAUAUGAUAUUUUCUUAUUUUUAUGUCCAAAACAUGACUACUACUAGUUUUCUCAAAGACACGACAUUAGUCCAAUUAUGCUGAAAAACAAACUGUCAGCAACUAUCUGACUUCAGAAGCACAACCAUUGGACACGAAAUCCUUUAUGAUAUUUCUUCUGAAACCUCAACUCUGUCACUUUCCCCUCUGUCUUCAUGCUGUUUUCUCAAAUGUGUGUUGAUGUCAAAGUAAAUAAACUUAUUCUUGAA
Solea senegalensis (Senegalese sole) is the source of this 2475-nucleotide messenger RNA. It is a transcript of the gene hyal2a, whose product is annotated as hyaluronidase 2a. Gene Ontology annotation, molecular function: hyalurononglucosaminidase activity; hyaluronoglucuronidase activity. The record is from RefSeq and is a predicted model, not a curated record. NCBI's taxonomy places the organism in Eukaryota, Metazoa, Chordata, Actinopteri, Pleuronectiformes, Soleidae. The coding region runs from base 311 to 1717 and encodes 468 amino acids. Gene Ontology annotation, biological process: carbohydrate metabolic process; hyaluronan catabolic process. The transcript is spliced from 4 exons.